Molecule: messenger RNA, 1285 nt
Organism: Pocillopora meandrina
Lineage: Eukaryota; Metazoa; Cnidaria; Anthozoa; Scleractinia; Pocilloporidae
Source: the annotation of a GenBank genome assembly
AUGGGAUCCUUUUCCAUAAGGGACAUUCUUAAUCUUCCAGAGGACAGAAUCCGAUCAUUGAAUUCCAAGAGCGAAGAACAGAUGUCAUUUCAAGACAGGAGCUACCCUCCACAGACGUUGUCCAGUCCAGACGAGCCAGAGGCAAACGCGCCAGAAACGGCCAAGUCAAGUAUGAAUUAUUUUAGUGUUCAUGAAAAUUUUUUUAUGGUAGAUAUAAGGGCGCCGUAUUCAAAAACAUUAUUAAAAGAGUCGAGUACAACGCAGGAGAUAAGCCGACUUUCUUGAGAGUUUAUUAUGAAAGAUAGCGGGCGAGGAUUUUCUUCAUUAGAGUUAAGAAUAGCGAGGCCUUCAAACUUCAUCAUAUCUGAGAAAUCUCGCAGUUGCCCUACUUAACUGUCAAGCUGUAUAUUGUGCAUCACAGAAGCGUAUAACAUACAGUAGCGACUAUCUGAGGUUGUUCAGCAUUGUGGCGAAUAGCGCAUCGUUUCUACCACCACUUAUAUCCUCAAUAGAAACGGAAAAAGCUUCAAGUGAUUAAUUCUGCUAUGGUGCGAAAAAUAUGUCAAGAAAUUGUCAACCUUUUGAGUUUGCGAGCCGGUUCUGUUUCGGCCGGCUGUGUUCAAAAACUCUUAUUCUGUUUUUGUUAGCGUGAUUAAACUUCGAUGAUUUGAGGUUGUUUGACUUCAAGGACUUUUAAAUGAGCAAAUUCAGCGUUUCAAUCUUGAGAUAAGGUGAAUAGAGGCAAUCCAGAAUAGAUUAUUCAGGCUUCAUAAUGUAACUGGUAGUCUGUUGAAAAUCGCAUCGAAGGGACUCUAACUUGAACAACUUUCAUUUCAUAUUCACAGGCGGCCAACAAACAAGCGUCUCGCAGUUUGACUCCGUCAAAAAGGAUCAUUCCGACAAAGACUUGAAGAAACGCAAACGGCGAGUGUUGUUCACGAAAGCGCAAACUUUUGUCUUGGAAAGAAGAUUUCAACAGCAGAGAUACUUAUCUGCGCCCGAACGAGAGGAAUUGGCGAGAAUCGUAAAUCUUACACCAGCCCAAGUGAAAAUUUGGUUUCAGAAUCACAGAUACAAAUAUCGUAAGCAGAUUAGCGAACGAGGACCUUGGGACAAACCGUACUCUCCGCUUUCACAAGGAGCGUUGCUAAAUGGUUCUGGACAAUUCUGCAGUUGUGUUAGUCCUUCGUGUAACUAUCUAAGCGGGUCGCCAUACCAAGGUGACUACUUGCACUAUCCUCCCUCCGUAAACUCUUCCUACAUACAACCUACAACUUAUUGGUAA